This is a messenger RNA of Oncorhynchus gorbuscha (pink salmon), 5115 nucleotides long. Its product is annotated as sorting nexin-27-like. Gene Ontology annotation, cellular component: early endosome. The transcript is spliced from 13 exons. Gene Ontology annotation, molecular function: phosphatidylinositol-3-phosphate binding; protein binding. Gene Ontology annotation, biological process: signal transduction; intracellular protein transport. Lineage: Eukaryota; Metazoa; Chordata; Actinopteri; Salmoniformes; Salmonidae. Bases 92 to 1795 code for a protein of 567 amino acids. The record is from RefSeq and is a predicted model, not a curated record.
AUCGUUUCUAGCAAGCUAGCUAGAUAACUAGGAGAGCUACCUUGAAGUUUGGAGACUCAAAGUGGAUAAGGGGGAAACAGGCUGACGGAAAAUGGCAGACGUCGAGGGAGAGGGAAUUAAUUCGGUGGCACCUCGGUUAGUUCAGCCAUCCUCUCCUAACCGCACCGGUGCCAGCCCAACGCAGGGCACCGGCAGUUGCCAAACGGUGACUACCGUUACGUCAGGCCCGCGACUGGUGCGGAUAGUCAAGUCUGACUCGGGAUAUGGCUUCAAUGUCCGGGGACAGGUUAGCGAAGGAGGACAACUACGGAGCAUCAACGGGGAAUUGUAUGCCCCGCUACAGCAUGUUAGUGCUGUUUUACCGGGAGGUGCAGCGGACAGAGCCGGUAUCUCGAAAGGGGACCGGAUUCUGGAAGUUAAUAGUGUGAACGUGGAGGGGGCGACCCAUAAGCAGGUGGUGGAUCUGAUCCGUGCGGGGGAGAGGGAGCUGAUGCUGGCCGUGCUGUCUGUACCUCCCCAGGAGGCUGACUGUCUGGACCCUGGAGACGACGGCUCAGCCCAGUCCUGCUACGACUACAGUGACAAACAGGCCGUCCCCAUCUCCGUCCCCACAUACAAACACGCUGAACUCAACCAGGAGAGGUUUGUGGUGUAUAAUGUGUACAUGGCAGGCAGACAGCUGUGCUCUAAGAGGUACAGGGAGUUUGCUAUCCUCAACCAGAACCUGAAGAGAGAGUUUGCCAACUACACCUUCCCCAAAAUACCUGGCAAAUGGCCCUUUUCCCUGUCUGAACAACAACUAGACGCUAGACGCAGGGGACUGGAGGAAUACCUGGAGAAAGUGUGUUCAGUGAGGGUGAUUGGGGAGAGUGAAGUCAUGCAGGAGUUUCUAUCUGAUGAGUCUGAUGAGAACUAUAACGGCGUAUCAGAUGUGGAGUUGAGGAUAGCCAUGCCUGAUAAAACCACCGUCACAGUCCGAGUCCGCAAGAACUGUACAACUGACCAGGUUUACCAGGCUGUGGUCAUGACAGUAGGAAUGGACAGCAUAACGGCCAGCUACUUUGCUCUGUUUGAGGUCAUCAACCACUCCUUUGUGCGUAAACUGGCUCCUAAUGAGUUCCCCCACAAGCUGUAUGUUCAGAACUACACGUCUGCUGUCCCUGGGACCUGCCUCACCCUGCGCAAGUGGCUCUUCACCACCGAGGAGGAGAUCCUGCUCAAUGACAACCAACUGGCCGUCAGCUACUGCUUCCACCAGGCGGUGGAUGAUGUGAAAAGGGGAUUUAUCAAGGCAGAGGAGAAGUCCUACCAGCUACAGAAAUUAGCAGAACAGAAGAAGAUGGCCAUGUAUCUCAGUAUGUUACGGGGCUGUGAAGGCUACAAUGAGAUCAUCUUCCCACACUGCUCCUGUGACUCCCGACGCAAAGGCCACGUCGUCACAGCCAUCAGCAUACACCACUUUAAACUGCACGCCUGCACAGAGGAGGGAACGCUAGAGAACCAGGUGAUCGUGUUUGAGUGGGUGGAGAUGCAGCACUGGGACACUGAUGAGGAGGGCAUGGCCUUCUGCUUCCAGUACGCCAGGGCAGAGAAGAAACCUCGCUGGGUCAAGAUCUUUACUCCCUACUUCAACUACCUGCAUGAGUGCGUUGAGAGAGUCUUCUGUGAACUCAAGUGGAGGAAAGAGGUGGAAGAGGAGGCUGUGGAUAAGGACAAUAAGAACUGCAGUAAAGAAGGUAUGUGUAGCAAGAAUAUCUUCCAGCUGUUGAGACACAGAAGGGAUGGAGGCACCUAGGAGGAGAGAUCAUCACCUCAUAAAAAUUGCUCUCCUCCAUCCGUCCCUCUGGUCUGGUUCAGCCCGGAACUACAACCACUACCUGUCCUCGCACAACUACUACUACACCAACUACAAACUACAACUUCUACAUACCAUUAACAGCAACUACAGAUCAACAACCACCACACACCAUCAAACUACAAAUGAACAACUUCUGGACUGACUGAAGGAGAAACAAUGACGCACACUACAACUUAAGCUGUUAUUCACCAUGAACCCUUGAAUACACCCCAAGCACACAAUAUAAACACAAGCCAACAGGAAGCUACAGUAGAAACAUACAGCAGGUUUGUACAGGUGAAUAAGUAACUCUAAAUACUUAGAUACAUGACUUCAUACAUCGCAUCACCUUGUUGGUCAAAACUCCAUGGAGACCUGUGACUAUUGGCUAAGGAGGCUAACGUCUUGUGGUGGGAUUGGAUGAAGGAGAUGGUUCUCUGGGACGAUAUUGGACAAGGGAUUUGACACGUGCAAGGCCAUUGGGUGUUUUGUGGCCACUUUGGAGUGCUCUGGAAUGGAACAGAGUGCAGUGGAAGAAGAGAACAAAAGAGGGAUACAGAUGAUAGAACAGAACCUGUUCUAAAAGAGGAAACGGCUGUUGAUGAUGGAACAGAACCUGUUCUAAAAGAGGAAACGGCUGGUGGUGAUGGAACAGAACCUGUUCUAAAAGAGGAAACUGCUGUUGAUGAUGGAACAGAACCUGUUCUAAUAGAGGAAACGGCUGGUGGUGAUGGAACAGAACCUGUUCUAAUAGAGGAAACGGCUGUUGGUGAUGGAACAGAACCUGUUCUAAAAGAGGAAACGGCUGGUGGUGAUGGAACAGAACCUGUUCUAAAAGAGGAAACGGCUGGUGGUGAUGGAACAGAACCUGUUCUAAAAGAGGAAACGGCUGUUGGUGAUGGAACAGAACCUGUUCUAAUAGAGGAAACGGCUGGUGGUGAUGGAACAGAACCUGUUCUAAAAGAGGAAACGGCUGUUGAUGAUGGAACAGAACCUUUUCUAAUAGAGGAAACGGCUGGUGGUGAUGGAACAGAACCUUUUCUAAUAGAGGAAACGGCUGGUGGUGUUGGAACAGAACCUUUUCUAAUAUAGGAAACGGCUGUUGAUGAUGGAACAGAACCUUUUCUAAUAGAGGAAACGGCUGUUGAUGAUGGAACAGAACCUUUUCUAAUAGAGGAAACGGCUGGUGGUGAUGGAACAGAACCUGUUCUAAAAGAGGAAACGGCUGGUGGUGAUGGAACAGAACCUGUUCUAAAAGAGGAAACGGCUGGUGGUGAUGGAACAGAACCUGUUCUAAAAGAGGAAACGGCUGUUGGUGAUGGAACAGAACCUGUUCUAAUAGAGGAAACGGCUGGUGGUGAUGGAACAGAACCUGUUCUAAAAGAGGAAACGGCUGUUGGUGAUGGAACAGAACCUGUUCUAAAAGAGGAAAUGGCUGGUGGUGUUGGAACAGAACCUUUUCUAAUAGAGGAAACGGCUGUUGAUGAUGGAACAGAACCUUUUCUAAUAGAGGAAACGGCUGUUGAUGAUGGAACAGAACCUUUUCUAAUAGAGGAAACGGCUGGUGGUGAUGGAACAGAACCUUUUCUAAUAGAGGAAACGGCUGGUGGUGUUGGAACAGAACCUUUUCUAAUAGAGGAAACGGCUGUUGAUGAUGGAACAUAACCUUUUCUAAUAGAGGAAACGGCUGUUGAUGAUGGAACAGAACCUUUUCUAAUAGAGGAAACGGCUGGUGGUGAUGGAACAGAACCUGUUCUAAAAGAGUAAACGGCUGUUGGUGAUGGAACAGAACCUGUUCUAAUAGAGGAAACGGCUGGUGGUGAUGGAACAGAACCUGUUCUAAAAGAGGAAACGGCUGGUGGUGAUGGAACAGAACCUGUUCUAAAAGAGGAAACGGCUAGUAAUGGUGUGUGUGUGUGUGUGUGUGUGUGUGUGUGUGUGUGUGUGUGUGUGUGUGUGUGUGUGUGUGUGUGUGUGUGUGUGUGUGUGUGUGUGUGUGUGUGUGUGUGUGUGUGUGUGUGUGUGUGUGUGUGUGUGUGUGGACUGAUUAUGGACAGCUGUGAGAGUCUAGGUUGGAACCCUGGAGGUAGAAACAACCCUUCUCUCUGACUCUGAACUGAACUCCCAGAAUGAGUCUCGACAGACAGACGGAGGGAACCGGCCACAUGAUACAAGAGACUGGACUCAUAUGAACCACACAGACCGAUUGACAUAUGGAUAUUAUCUCCUGUUUGUAGCCACUAUCUCCAUUUCAAAGAGAUCUACUGAAGAGACUAUUACAGACACAGAGAGAGAAAAACCAUACAUUUCCUUUAUUUGUGACUAUUGGGCCGAGCAGAACCAAGGGUAGCAUGUGUGUUUCAGCUGCUGGUUCUGUUUCGGUUUACAGAUGCUGAAAUUGCCCUGAAGCCAUUUUUGAAUACACAAACCUUCUCAUUAAAACACACACACACACACAGAAUGCUCAUCAUGUAGGAAUUGGAUCCCAGGAAAGUAUUCUGCCAUUUUGACAGAUACCUGAACAAGGAACAUGUUUACUUCACCUGUGUGUUUUGUGUACCUCCUAAAGACAUAUAUAUAUAUAUAUAUAAAAAUUAUAUAUAUCAUUUUUAAUGUGGACAUUUCAGACAUUGGACCGAAUAGCACAAAAAGAACCCUGUAAGAUUGUUGACCACGUUAAGCUCAAUACGUAUUCAUUCUAUGCUAAGUUUUCUGUUCUGCUGAUGCCUAACUGUGGGUUCAUAACACUGAACUCAGAAUUGCAUCUCGAUUUACAUGUUUUGUGUCUUUCUGUUCUUGAGAAAAGGUGUGAUGCUUUAGAAACACACUGUGAUUGUCAGUCUGUAGGAUAUGUCUAUGGUGUUGGUUUAGGUGAGUCUUUGGUUCAAUUGAUAUAUUGGUCCUUGUGUAUCUGAAGAAGCUGCAGUACUCAGAACGACCUGCAGGGGUCUCCCUCCCACUGAAAAACACUAGAUCAGUUCCUAUAGAACAGGGCUGGCCAGUAUUCUAACAGAGGGCCCGUGGGUGCAGGCUAUUGCCCCAGCCAAGCAGUAACACACCUGAUUCAAUAUCUGGUGGAUGUUAUCAUUGGAUGCUGAUGCAACACCACACACAUCUUUAAAUGCAGUGUAAACCUACAGCAGGGUUUGCCAGUGGUGUAGUAGGAGCUACACGGAGGUAUACGCCCUAAACCCCACAGAGGUUUAUACAGUGUUGUAGUAGGUAUACGCCCUAAACCCCACAGAGGUUUAAACAGUGGUGUAGUAGGAGCUACACGG